CGUCCAGGCGAGCGAUGGCUGCGAAUCCUGCAGGGCCGAGCGCCCGCGAGAUCUUCUCCACUCUGGAGUACGGGCCGGCGCCAGAGAGCCACGCAUGCGCACUGGCCUGGCUAGAUACCCAGGAUCGCCUCUUGGGCCACUAUGUAAAUGGGAAGUGGCUAAAACCAGAACAUGGGAAUUCCGUGCCAUGCCAGGACCCCGUCACAGGAGAGAAUUUGGCCAGUUGCCUCCUAGGAGAGCCUGAUGAUGUGGCUGCGGCAGUGAAAGCAGCCUUGGCUGCGCUCGGAAGCUGGAGCAGAGUCCCUGGAGGGGACCGGGCCCAGCACCUGACCAGGCUGGCCAAGAUGAUCCAGAGAAACCAGCAGCUGCUAUGGACACUGGAUUCCCUGUUCACUGGGAGAGUCGUUCGGGAAGUGCGAGAUGGGGACAUCCCACUGGCACAGCAGUUGCUCCAGUACCAUGCAGUCCAGGGCCAUGUCCAAGAGGAGGUGCUGGCAGGCUGGAAACCCAUGGGAGUUAUUGGACUCAUCUUACCACCUACGUUCUCCUUCCUGGAGAUGAUGUGGAGGAUUUGCCCUGCCUUGGCAGUGGGUUGCACUGUAGUGGCCAUUGUCCCCCCAGCCUCCCCAACCCCCCUCCUCCUGGCCCAGCUGGCAGGGGAACUCGGUGCCUUCUGCGGGAUCCUCAAUGUCAUCAUUGGCCCUGCCUCCCUGGGUGCUGCUCUGGGCUGCUGUCCUGGAGUGCGGAAGGUGGCAUUCUGUGGGGCUGUGGAGGAAGCACGUGUCCUGCGGCAGAGUCUGGCAGGCCAGAGGCUGGAGCUGAGCCUGGCUCUGGGCGUGGAGUCGCUGAUGCUGCUCACAGACUCGGCCGACAUAGACUCGGCUGUGGAGGGCGUCGUGGACGCAGCCUGGUCUGACCGCAGCCCGGGAGGCCUCAGGCUUCUGGUCCAAGAGUCUGUGUGGGAGGAAACCAUGAAGCGACUCCAGACAAGGAUGGGGAAACUACGUAGCGGCCAGGGACUGGACGGGGCCGUGGACAUGGGGACUCGCGGGGCUGCUGCCUGUGAUGCAGCCCAGCGCUAUGUACAAGAGGCCCGGAGCCAGGGCGCAGAGGUGUUCCAGGCUGUCCCUGUGUCCUCAGCCAGCCCAUUCUAUCCUCCAACAUUGGUCUCGGGUCUGCCCCCCGCAUCACCGUGUGCCCAGUCAGAAGUGCCGUGGCCACUGGUCAUGGCCUCCCCUUUCCGCACAGCCAAGGAGGCGCUGGUGGUGGCCAACAGCACACCCUGGGGAGGCAGUGCCAGCGUGUGGAGUGAGAGGCUGGGGCAGGCGCUGGAGCUGGGUUAUGGGCUCCAGGUCGGCACAGUGUGGGUCAACACUCAUGGCCUCAAAGACCCUGCAGUGCCCACGGGUGGCUGCAAGGAGAGCGGGUCUUCCUGGCACGGGGGCCCAGAUGGUCUGUAUGAGUACCUGCAGCCCUUGGGGGCCGCUGAUCGGCUGCCCUUUGUUUACGAGCAUCUGAACUAUGACAGCUUUGGUCUCGCUGUGCCCAAGACCCUGCCAGCAGGGCCCGAAACAGGACCCAGCCCAGUGCCUCCCUACGGACUCUUCGUGGGGGGCCGAUUCCAGCCUCCUGGGGCCUGGAGUUCCAGGCCCAUCUGGGACACCUCUGGCCAGCUGCAUGGCUACGUGGCUGAAGGUGGAGCCAAGGACGUGCACAGCGCCGUGGAAGCCGCUCACCAGGCUGCCUCUCGCUGGGAGCGUCAGUCUCCGGUGGCCCGAGCAGCCCUCCUAGUGGCAUUGGCGGCUGCGCUGGAACGCAGGGGAGCUGACCUGGCCUCAAGGCUGCAGCGGCAUGGAGCUGAGCUUCAGGCUGCUAAGGCGGAGGUGGAGCUCAGCACCAGACGACUCCGGCUGUGGGGGGCGCAUGCCCAGGCUCAGGCCCAAGGCCACACCUUGCAGGUAGCAGGGCUCAGAGGCCCCGUGCUGCGGCUCCGGGAGCCGCUCGGUGUGCUGGCAAUCGUGUGCCCUGACGCGUGGCCUCUGCUUGCCUUCGUGUCCCUGCUGGCCCCCGCCCUGGCACACGGCAAUGCUGUGGUCUUGGUGCCCAGCAGGACCUGUCCCCUGCUGGCCCUGGAGGUCUGCCAGGAUGUGGCCUCCGUGUUCCCUGCUGGCCUGGUGAAUGUGGUGACGGGAGAUGGAGACCAUCUGACGCGCUGCCUGGCCUUGCACCAGGAUGUCCAGGCCCUGUGGUACUUCGGAUCUGCCCAGGGCUCCCAGUUCGUGGAGUGGGCCUCAGCAGGAAACCUCAAGUCUGUGUGGGUGAACUGGGGCCACCUGCGGGCUUGGGAUCAGGAGCCCCAUGGGGCAGGCUCAGAGCUGGAGCUGCGGGCAGCGCGAACCAAGGCCCUGUGGCUGCCCAUGGGGGACUGAUGCCCGGAGCUAAGACGGCCCUAGCGGACUCCAGGCGCCUGGAACUUUCUUCUUGUGGUCCUGUGUCCUGCAAUAAACUGUCUGACCAAGCCCGGCUGCGCUGGAGGGC
Messenger RNA from Octodon degus (degu), 2538 nucleotides. It is a transcript of the gene Aldh16a1, whose product is annotated as aldehyde dehydrogenase 16 family member A1. Lineage: Eukaryota; Metazoa; Chordata; Mammalia; Rodentia; Octodontidae. The transcript is spliced from 17 exons. The record is from RefSeq and is a predicted model, not a curated record. Bases 15 to 2429 code for a protein of 804 amino acids. Gene Ontology annotation, molecular function: oxidoreductase activity, acting on the aldehyde or oxo group of donors, NAD or NADP as acceptor.